AUGUGUUUGUGGCUUAUAACUGCUUGCUUGGGCUUAUUGCCUUCAGGCUCUGUACCUCCCGGUACAAUUGUUGUUGUGGGUGUACCUACUCCAAUACUUCAACCUACUACAGCGGCUACGACAGCAGCUACAACAACAACUACUACUAUGCGUCCUACAAGUGCAAUGACAAUGGCGCCUCCAUCUCCUACGAUGCCAGCACCCACGACUACGACAACACCACCGGCUCCGCCUCCAACUACGACAACGACAGCUGCGCCCACAACUAUGAGAACAACAGCUGCGCCCACAACCACAACAACAACCAUUGCACCGACAACUACAACAACAACAGCUGCACCCACUACAACCACGGCAAGACCUACAAUGAGUGGUAACAACCCUCCACCUUUACCACCCCCGACCAUUGUUUCACUAACAACCGUAACAGCAACCAUGUCUAGUACUAGUUCAGCAACUAACAUUACUCCCAUACCAAGAACAGUCGAAACUAACCCCUCAACUACACCAGGUGGACUGCUUUUACCUGUUUUACUAUGUAACAACCCUGAUGUGAUUUGUAUAUCUAAUCCUGAUGAUAAUACUUCAGGCCAGCUCCAGAUUGACCCAAGACUCGGUACAACUCCGGCGCCUUUCGCUGCGCUACAAGAUCCUUCCAUAAACGGCUACAGUGGCCAAGUUCCAUCCUAUGACAACGCUGUUAAAUUUCCCAGAGAGCGCCGAAGUCUAAAUAUAAAGAAAUUAAACAGAAAUAUUUUCCCAUUAUUUGAGAAAUAUUCAAGUAACAAUAAUCACAGGAUCCGUAAAAGGCAAAGCUGUCAAUGUGUACCUGCAGGUACAUGCACAAAAACUACAAAUGGUGCUGGUUUGAUUGAUUUUAGAAUCGUGAAUCCAACGUCGCCUUGUCCGACCGGUCAAGAAUAUUGUUGUGGCAGUACUACAACAAGUACAUCUACAAUUUCUUGCGGUACCUUACAGACGGUACCAACUACAGCAGUCACGCCCGCUGCAGGUCAAGCUAACUUCGGAGAAUAUCCGUGGCAGGCUAUUAUUCUUACAAAGCAAAAUGAUUAUAUCGCAGGAGGAGUACUUAUAGAUCAAGUUAAUAUUUUAACCGUCACACAUCGAUUAUCGUCUUACAUCGUUUCAGGGACAGCCCCGAAUGUUAAAGUACGAUUAGGAGAAUGGGACGCCGCAGGCACCUACGAGCCGGUGCCUUUCCAAGAAUAUACUAUUGCAAAAGUCUUCUCUCAUCCUUCCUAUAAUCCCAAUAGCUUGCAAUAUGAUAUAAUGGUAUUGAGACUAUCGUCUUCAGUACCUAUAACGCCUAUGAGUGGUUCUGCCACAACUAUUAACCGGGCAUGUCUUCCGCCAUCGUCAACGUCUUCUUAUACAGGUCAAAGGUGUUGGGUAGCAGGGUGGGGUAAGGACAUGUUCGGUCUUCAGGGGCAAUAUCAACAGAUCUUGAAGAAAGUAGAUGUACCAAUUGUAGCAUCGGCUACAUGUCAAACCCAAAUGCAAGCUGCCCGCCUUGGUUCCACUUUUGCUCUUGAUACUACGUCUUUUAUUUGUGCUGGAGGCGAGGCUAAUAAGGAUUCUUGUACGGGUGAUGGAGGAUCUGGCCUUGUGUGUCAGGUGAAUGGGCAGUGGGUGCUGGUAGGGCUGGUGGCUUGGGGUCUCGGCUGUGCCAACGCUAACGUGCCAGCCGCCUACGUCAAUAUUGCGGGGUUACUCCCUUGGAUCCAGCAGCAAGUUGCAACAGCU
Brenthis ino (lesser marbled fritillary) is the source of this 1764-nucleotide messenger RNA. The record is from the annotation of a GenBank genome assembly. Lineage: Eukaryota; Metazoa; Arthropoda; Insecta; Lepidoptera; Nymphalidae.